This is a messenger RNA of Ostreococcus tauri, 903 nucleotides long. Its product is annotated as Acyl-CoA N-acyltransferase. The record is from RefSeq and is a predicted model, not a curated record. Lineage: Eukaryota; Viridiplantae; Chlorophyta; Mamiellophyceae; Mamiellales; Bathycoccaceae. The coding region runs from base 1 to 903 and encodes 300 amino acids. Gene Ontology annotation, molecular function: acyltransferase activity, transferring groups other than amino-acyl groups. The transcript has a single exon.
AUGGCGAACGCGUCGUUGACGUCCGCGCGGUGGGCGAUCGGGAGGGACGGUGGACGACGAGGACGCGGGAAACGCGGGAGACGCGAGACGCGGGCGCGGGCGCGGGCGCGGGAGUUCGUCGCGUUGGGGGAAGAGACGAGAGAUAACGCGUCGACGGUGAUUCGGAGAGCGUGCGCGGCGCUCCGGACGCGGUGUUUCUACGAGUACGACGCGGAAGAGGGAUUGAUUUUUGAUUUCGGAUCGAGCGCGGGCGACGUCGACGCGUGCGUCGCCCGGGCGCGAGAACAGUGGUGGUCGGGACGGGUCACGAGCGAGUGCACGCGGGCGAGGCGUUUUGAGAUGGCGAGGAUGUUCGGCGUGCACACGUUCGCCGCGAUCGAGGGCGCGGGGGAUUGCGCGCGUUGGGACGCGUCGACGGGCGAACAUCCGGCGGACGCGGCGGCGCUUCGUUCGUGGACCGUCUUACCCGCGCGAUCGAACGACGCCGCCGACGCGAUCGUCGUCGGCACGCUCGACGUGCACUUCGGACGGUCGCUCCCUGGAGAGUUCUUGAUCGGCACGCGCCCGUCGCUGGGCGACGAUUCGGACGCGGACGCCGAAUCGCGGUUCGAUCCAGUCGCCGCGCUCAACCCGCCGCGAGCGUACGUCUUCAACGUCUGCGUCUCGCCCGAAAACCGCGGCCGAGGAAUCGCCGAAUUCAUGCUCAACGCCACCGCCGAUUGGCUCGCCGCGCACACCGACGCGCGGGCGGCGUACGUGCACGUCGAGCGCGACAACGUACCCGCCAGACGCGCGUACGAGAAAGCCGGCUUCGCCGCGGAGAGCGCCGAGACCGACGCGGAGGCGCUCGCGCGCGAGAGACCGCCCAGACUACUGCUCCAUCGCGAGAUUACGCGACGAUGA